AUGGCUUUGCAUGAAUAUUUAUCAGAAGCUUAUGGGCCCUCUAGACCCAAGAACAAGACAAAGAAGAAGAAGAAAGAAACAAAAUCAAAUGUUAACUAUAACCCACCUUCAUUGAUAGUAAAUGAACGGCUGGGCACAUUACAACAAGUACAGCUGAAAUCAGAAGCCACUCUAAUCAAUAAGCCCGGUAAACAGAAUAACAGGAAUGUAUGGAAGAAUCUGGAGACAAACGAACUUUCUUGCCCUAUAUCACAUCCUUCCGCAAGUUCGGUAUAUGGUGGGCAUGACAAAUGUGACGAGGGAGAAAUCAGUGCUCAGAAAUCGCUGGAUAUGGUAGCCAAGAGGCCCCAAACCAGAAUAACUGUACACAGAGACGCUCAAGGCCACAAGAUAGAAGAUAACGUCAAACCGGGCGAUUUUUCGGCUAGCCGACCUAAGACUAAGGAUGAUGAAGAUGCAGAAAGGGAGCAAUACCUGAAAGAACUAAAUAUGGGGGAUGUGCAAAAACUUGGAACCAAAGUAGAAAAACACGAGAAGAAAACAAACCGAAUUGUCUCAGAAUUAGCGAUAGAAGAUCCUGCAAUGAGAUUUACGCAUGAUGAUAAGACAAGUAUAAAAAUGUCAAUAUUGGGCCGCAAGCUCUAUGAAAAAGUAGCACCUGAAAAUAGAUUCGGUAUCGCUCCUGGUGCAAGGUGGGACGGUGUUCACAGAUCAAAUGGAUUCGAAGAGAAAUGGUUUGCCAAGCAGAACGAGACUAAUGAGAAGAAAAUACAAAGCUAUACAUUACAAGAAGAUUAUUGA
Messenger RNA from Saccharomyces eubayanus, 801 nucleotides. It is a transcript of the gene BUD13, whose product is annotated as Bud13p. Gene Ontology annotation, molecular function: RNA binding. Bases 1 to 801 code for a protein of 266 amino acids. Gene Ontology annotation, biological process: mRNA splicing, via spliceosome. NCBI's taxonomy places the organism in Eukaryota, Fungi, Ascomycota, Saccharomycetes, Saccharomycetales, Saccharomycetaceae. The record is from RefSeq and is a predicted model, not a curated record. The transcript has a single exon. Gene Ontology annotation, cellular component: RES complex; U2-type spliceosomal complex.